AUGACGACUGGCACUGCAACCAAUACAACGUCUAUAACCCCGGCUGAAGGUGUUGUGGUUACUCGCCUGCCUAUGGAAGACGACCUCGAGCUACCACCUAGCACCGAGACCAAGUCGAUCUUCCACAUCUACGAGAAGCAUAAGUGCCAUAAAAGCAUUACGCCAGUCCUUGAUCCCAAUCUGGAACGACGGUCUGGCCCAACGAUCAAAGAACAGAAGGCUACACGCAAGAAGGAGAGAGAGCGUCAAGACGCUGGACUAUCUAGUGUAGAACCAGACGAUAAUGCUUUCUUCCUUCACCGACCAUACCUCGCCUUCCACGUACCGCCUCAAGUACUUUACACCGGGAGCAGUAAGCACACCGCGCAGCCAGCUAUCCUGAUACACGAAGGAUGUUUCUGGAAAGAGUACACACUGCAACUCCUCCCAUCCACCCCCGGCAUACUCGACCCACGCGGCGUGGUACCAUGGCGUCACAACGGUGGCGACGAGAAAGCGCUGAAAGGCGAUCACCACAAGCUCAAAGGGUACAAAGUGCGGACGUGGAGAUUGUGGGGUGAGACGGGCAAGGAUUACGUUCGCUCCGUGAAAAACAUGCGUAAGACUGGCGAAGGACGGGAUCCCGAUGUUAUUGCCAGGACGAAUGGCAAGUUAGAAGAACCUGCGACAGCCGACGAGGUGGUGUAUCUAAGGUGGAAGAGCCCUCUUUCUCGUAACACGAGAUGCUAUCAUUUCCAGUAUGUCGGUAUUGACUUUUUCUGGAAAGGAACAGGUACUAUCAAGGAGACUCGAACGUGUGGUGUCUUGUUGCGAUUCAACCAUCUGAAGCUAGUCGCUAGGCUACCCGUCACUGAAGAGAAGAAAGAGAAGCCACAGGAGGUAUGCUUGGGGGUGUACACGUCGUCUGUUGCGAGUAGAAAGAGUGGUACUAUGGAGUUCUUCGAUGCUGUUAUACUGCGUUUGGUUGAUGAAUAUGCGCCAGAUAUGCCCCCUCGAAGUGAGAACGGGACGGAAGAGGAAGAGACGGAAAGCGCGAGGCUCUUGCGCAUGAAGAGGAGUAGGUUGUAUCAGGUAUUUGUGGCUACUGCGAUGUGUAUGAUCAAAAGCGAGAAGGAAAAGAGGCAUACUUUGCUAGAUCUGCUGGUGAAUGUUGCUGAAGGUGGUGCGGGUGGCUAG
Messenger RNA from Alternaria metachromatica, 1176 nucleotides. RefSeq lists its product as uncharacterized. The transcript is spliced from 2 exons. Bases 1 to 1176 code for a protein of 391 amino acids. Lineage: Eukaryota; Fungi; Ascomycota; Dothideomycetes; Pleosporales; Pleosporaceae. The record is from RefSeq and is a predicted model, not a curated record.